AUGAUGAUGCUUCGUUCGGCUUUACCGUACGGGCAAUAUUGGCGUGAUAUGAGGAAGCUAACCAUGGUUGAGCUCCUCUCAAACAGCAGGCUUGAGAUGCUCACGCAUGUCUGGGACGCAGAAACUAAGUUACUUAUGAAGGACAUGCACGAGAAAUCGAUAAAGAAUAGAGGCCACAUUGUGGUGGAAAUGAAGGAGAAGUUUGGGGACUUGACAACGAACAUAAUUGUAAGGGUGCUAGCUGGGAAGCGAUACUUUGGUACUGAGUCAAAUGGGGAUGAGGAGUCGAGGAAGGUUCAAAAGGCUUUGGGAGGUUUCUUCUAUCUAUUGGGGUUAUUCUUGGUUUCUGAUGCUGUUCCAUUUCUUGGUUGGUUGGAUUCGGUUAGAGGAUAUGUAGGUAAAAUGAAGAGAACAGCAAGGGAGAUGGAUGGUGUGUUUGGAAGCUGGGUGAAGGAGCAUCGACUAAAGAGGCUCAGUGGAAGCAUCAACGAGGAGGAGAAAGAUUUUAUUCAUGUUCUGCUUUCUAACUUGGAUGAUGGCAAGAUUUCUGCUCAUGAUACUGAUACUACCAUUAAGAGCACUUGCUUGAGCCUCGUUUUGGGUGGCCACGAAACCACAAUGGUGACUAUUACAUGGGCAACAUCUUUGCUAUUGAACAACCGCAAUGUUCUUGAAAAAGCACAAGAUGAGCUUGACAUCCAAGUUGUGCACCUGACCGUGGCUCGACUGCUUCAUGGAUUUGAAUUGGCUACAGUUUCAGACACUCCAAUCGAUAUGAGUGAAGGUCCUGGAAUGACUCUCCCCAAGGCAACCCCAUUGGAGAUCAUCCUGAAACCAAGGCUAAACUCAAGUCUUUAUGAAUGUUAA
Dovyalis caffra is the source of this 867-nucleotide messenger RNA. Lineage: Eukaryota; Viridiplantae; Streptophyta; Magnoliopsida; Malpighiales; Salicaceae. The record is from the annotation of a GenBank genome assembly.